This is a messenger RNA of Notodromas monacha, 1332 nucleotides long. NCBI's taxonomy places the organism in Eukaryota, Metazoa, Arthropoda, Ostracoda, Podocopida, Cyprididae. The record is from the annotation of a GenBank genome assembly.
AUGCAUAUUUCGUCGUGUGAUUCCGAAGAGACGUCGGCAGAAGCGAUUGACAGAAAUGGAGAUCUCGAAUCUGGUUCGAGGGCCGUCCAAAGGUCAUGGAAUUCAUCGUGGGUCGACGGGCUCGUGUCCUGCCUCCAGCCCCUGUGGAACAAGUCCUGGAAAUACCAAACGAAAUCCUGCUCUUUGGUUUCGGACUGGGAAAUACCCUUUUCCGAACUCCGCGACAUGCAGUACUUGGCAUCCGGUGCCCAAGGCGCGGUUUUCACUGCGCGCUACAAGCGAGAAAUCGUCGCUGUUAAAAAGGUCUUGGACGCGUCCGACCUUCGCGAAGUCUACUUCAUGCGAAAACUCCAACAUCCCAACAUUGUCCGCUUUUUCGGCGUGUGUUCGUCCCCGGGCACGCCGAGCUGCAUCAUCAUGGAACUCUGCCAGGGGAACUCGCUGAUGGACUACCUGAAGAAGCACCGCGAAAUCGGCAUCGCGCCAAAUCUCGUUGUGACCUGGGCCAAAGAAAUUGCCGAAGGCAUGCACUACCUUCACUCGCACAAGAUUGUCCAUCGGGACUUGAAAAGCCCGAACGUGCUUAUUGCUCGCGACGGAGCUGUCAAGAUCUCGGACUUCGGCACGAGUCGCAAGUGGGCCACAGAAAGCGGCGAGUGGAAGAUGAAAAGCGUUGAAAUGACGUUUGCGGGGACGAUCCCUUGGAUGUCCCCCGAAAUGGUGCGAUCGGAAAAGUGUUCCGAGAAGGUGGACGUUUGGUCUUAUGGUGUGGUGCUGUGGGAAUUACUCACCUGCGAAAUUCCGUACAAGGACGUCGAGAGGUCUUCUGUCAUCUACGGCAUCGGGAUGGAAAAGCUGAAGCUCCCGGUCCCUUCCACGUGUCCCGAUGGGUUCCAGUUGCUUUUGACGCAAUGCUGGGCACUGAAACCGAUAAAUCGACCAUCUUUUCGUCACAUAUUGGUUCACUUGGACAUUGCUGCGGUUGAAAUACUUUCUUUGCCGAUGAGCGAGUUUCACAGGACGCAGGAGGAUUGGCGAGUGGAGAUCGGCGCGAAUUUGGCAGAGACGGAAGCGGAAUUGCGCAAGUAUAAAUCGGAGUUGUCGGACGGGGAGGAUUGCAGCGACGACAGCUCGUUGCUCGUGGAGUGCUCGUGUACGGAGAGUGUGAAGAAGCUGCACAGUACCUUGGCCUCGGUGAAUGACGCUCAGCGAGAUGUGGAAUUGAUGAGAUUGGAGGUUGAAAGGCAAGUCCGGGAAAUUCAGGUGACGAGAUUGAUGCUUGAGGUGGGGAAGAAGGAGCGGGAUCGAUUCUCGCGACGGUUGUCCGUAUGA